UUAGAUCGUCAGAGGUUUAAUUAGCAAAGCCAGCCAAAAGGAGCUCUCUGAUCGAUGGGGUCCUUCGCCAGAGCAGCUCGUUUCCUGGUACUCCUUCAGAUCGCGCUGUUCGUCGUCUCCGCUGUCAUUAUGAGCGGCUCCGUCUGCCAAGGAGCCGGAGGGAUCAAUGGUGGCGCUCUGGACCCUAAACGUCCUGCAGUGUGCAUCAACGGAUCGUGCGGACGUGGUGAUCCCUAUACUGGUCGACCGUGCAGUGUAAAGUACAGGUGCAUACCACCGGCUGUUAAGCCAUAAAACCAGCAGACCCAUGACCCCUUCCAGAACCAGAAUAAUAGAAGGAUAUACUGCUCGACUUUGAUGAAUGCAUCCUUCUAACAGUACAACUUAAUUACUGUCACGAUCUUGUAUACUGAACUUGUAUACUUUAAGACCGCAAAUAAAGUUUGGAUAUGUCGCACUGUUAUGAAUGGUUGUGAUGACUGAGGCUGCAAGUUAAACGAAAAAUGAGUUCAUGGGUCUCCA
Molecule: messenger RNA, 522 nt
Organism: Lolium rigidum
Lineage: Eukaryota; Viridiplantae; Streptophyta; Magnoliopsida; Poales; Poaceae
Product: protein WIR1A-like
Exons: 2
Coding region: 55-294 (79 amino acids)
Source: RefSeq, a predicted model, not a curated record